Triticum aestivum (bread wheat) is the source of this 651-nucleotide messenger RNA. Its product is annotated as probable E3 ubiquitin-protein ligase ATL44. NCBI's taxonomy places the organism in Eukaryota, Viridiplantae, Streptophyta, Magnoliopsida, Poales, Poaceae. The transcript has a single exon. Bases 1 to 651 code for a protein of 216 amino acids. The record is from RefSeq and is a predicted model, not a curated record.
AUGGACUGCUGCUGCUCCUCCCGCGUCUUUGAAUUUGCCUUCAUUGCUUUGUGGACCAUCGGCGGCGCGGCUAUCAUCGUCUGCGCGGUCGUGCGUCCACCAGUGGCCUACACGGGAGCCGGCGGCACCACGUUCGGGUACAUCCUCCUCUCCAUCAUCCUCGUCACCUGGAUAGCCUUCGGCGCCAAUUUGUGCCGCCUCGGUUUCUGCCCGCUCAUGUCGUGGUCGGAGCUGGCCAACCCUCUCGGCGCGCUCCAGUGGUGCCGCCGCGGGGUCAGCCGGCUUCUCUGCCUAUCGUGCCGGUGGGGACGCGCCGCACGCGGCAAGCUAUGGCGCUGGAGCGGCGGCGUUUCCGCUGAUCUGCCGCAGUUCGUGGUGCAAAGAGGAAGUGUUCCCGAGCCGCCGGCGCGCGAGCUCACCGCGGACGACAUUCCGGCGUGCGAGCAGGAGGAGGCCGCAGAGCGGCCGGGCGCCGCCUCGGGGUGUGCGGUGUGCCUCGGCGAGAUGGAGAAUGGAGACAUGGUUAAGCGGCUGCCGGCGUGCUUGCACAUGUUCCAUCAGCACUGCAUCGACGUCUGGCUGCGCGGCCACUCGACGUGCCCGGUCUGCCGGUUUGACGUUUUUGCCCCGUUGCCGUCUCAGUUUGCAUGA